AUGUUUGAAGACCCAUUCUUCUCCAGGACCCCAAUUGACUACUGGUUUGGAUACCCAGCUGAUGUCCAAACACGUCCACGCAUUGAAGGAGCUCGUGAAGGAGAAGGUGCUACUGGUGAAGGAGCCUUGACUCAACAACAAUCAGGCUGGAUGACUCCCAUGCGAGGAUUCCGAGCUCCAAGGAUUGAUGUCGAAGAAACUGACAAAAACUGGAUUCUCCGAGCCGAUGUCCCAGGAAUCAAGAAGGAGGAAAUCAAAGUCAGCAUGAAAGGCGAUGUCUUGACUAUCGAAGGGGAAAGGCACGAUGACCGUGAAGAAAAAUCAAGCACUCGUCAUGUCGUCGAACGCUCAUUUGGCAAAUUCCGUCGAUGCAUCUCUCUCCCAUCUGACGUCAACACUGACUCUGUCAAGGCUGACGUUCAAAAUGGCAAGUUGCAAUGA
Messenger RNA from Synchytrium microbalum, 441 nucleotides. RefSeq lists its product as uncharacterized. Gene Ontology annotation, biological process: response to salt stress; protein folding; response to hydrogen peroxide. NCBI's taxonomy places the organism in Eukaryota, Fungi, Chytridiomycota, Chytridiomycetes, Synchytriales, Synchytriaceae. The transcript has 5 exons. The coding region runs from base 1 to 441 and encodes 146 amino acids. The record is from RefSeq and is a predicted model, not a curated record.